AUGCCUGGCAGCUGCUGUUCUAGGAAGUGUCCCUCCGUGCCAGCCAUCUCUCUCUGCUCCACCGAGGUGAGCUGUGGGGGACCCAUCUGCUUGCCCAGCUCCUGCCAGAGCCAGACAUGGCAGCUGGUGACUUGUGAAGACAACUGUGGGUCAUCCAGCUGUGAUUCCCAGUGCGGUCAGCCUUCCUGCUCCAUGAGUAGCAGCUGUGCCCAGCCUGUGUGCUGUGAGGCCACCCUUUGCCAGCCUGCCUGCUCCGAGAACAGCUGCUGCCAGCCCAUGUGCUGUGAGGCCACCCUUUGCGAGCCUGCUUGCUCCGUGAGCAGCUGCUGCCAGCCUGUGUGCUGUGAAGCCACUUCCUGCCAACCAGUCCUCUGUGUGCCUACUUCCUGCCAGCCCAUCCUUUGCAAGCCCAGUUGCUGCCAGCCCCUCAUCUGUGAGCCCAGCUGCUGUCCAACUCUCUGCACCGUGUCAAGUUCCUGCCAACCGUUGCUCUGUGAGCCUGCUUGCUGCCAGCCAGUGUGCCCAACUCCCAGCUGCUGCCCAUCUGUCUGUUCUCAGGGCAGCAGCUGCCAGCCUGUCUGCUGUGAUCCCAGUCCUUGUGAGCCACCUUGCUCAGAGCCCAGCGUCUGUCAACCAGCCACCUGUGUGGCCCUGGUCUGUGAGCCUGUUUGUCUCCGCCCCGUCUGCUGUGUUCCCAGCCCUUGUGAGCCUCCUUGUGCCUCUAGCACUUGCCAAGAGCCCCCGUGUUGUGUCACCAGCAUCUGCCAACCCGUCUGCCCUGAGCCCAGUCCCUGCUCACCUUGUGUCUGUGUGCCUAGUCCUUGCCAACCCACCUGCUACGUAGUCAAGCGCUGUCAUUCUGUCUGCUGUGAGCCGGUUUCCUGCCCCUCUUCCUCCUGCCAACCUCUGUGUGGCCGUCCGGGAUCCUCUGCCUCUGCCACUUGCCAACCAACCUGCGCUCGAACCUUCUACAUACCCAGCUCUUGCAAGCAGCCUUGUGGCACUUCCUUUGCUUACCGCCCUAUUUGCCGCCCCAUCUGCCGCCCCAUCUGCUCUGGACCCUUUGCUUACAGACAGCCCUACCUGACAUCUAUUUCCUACCGUCCUGCCUGCUACCGCCCCUGCUACUCCAUCCUGCGACGCCCCGCCUGCUUCACUUCCUACUCCUACCGCCCUGUCUGCUCUCGCCAGCCGUGCACCGACUCCGACUCCUGUAAGCGAGAUUGCAAGAAGUCCACCUCCAGCCAACCCGACUGCGCUGACUCAACCCCCUGCAAGACUGAAGUCUCUGAAGAGAGUCCUUGCCAGCCCACGGAGGCCAAACCCACCACCCCAAACACCCGUGAGGCUGCAGCCCCUCAGCCUGCUGCCAGCAAGCCUGCUGCCGGAAAGCCUGCCAAUCGCUGA
Molecule: messenger RNA, 1407 nt
Organism: Ochotona curzoniae (black-lipped pika)
Lineage: Eukaryota; Metazoa; Chordata; Mammalia; Lagomorpha; Ochotonidae
Product: keratin-associated protein 16-1
Exons: 1
Coding region: 1-1407 (468 amino acids)
Cellular component (GO): keratin filament
Molecular function (GO): structural molecule activity
Source: RefSeq, a predicted model, not a curated record